Messenger RNA from Cavia porcellus (domestic guinea pig), 2904 nucleotides. RefSeq names its product WD repeat domain 12 (gene Wdr12). Lineage: Eukaryota; Metazoa; Chordata; Mammalia; Rodentia; Caviidae. The transcript has 14 exons. The record is from RefSeq and is a predicted model, not a curated record. Bases 212 to 1483 code for a protein of 423 amino acids. Gene Ontology annotation, molecular function: protein binding. Gene Ontology annotation, cellular component: PeBoW complex; preribosome, large subunit precursor. Gene Ontology annotation, biological process: maturation of LSU-rRNA from tricistronic rRNA transcript (SSU-rRNA, 5.8S rRNA, LSU-rRNA); maturation of 5.8S rRNA from tricistronic rRNA transcript (SSU-rRNA, 5.8S rRNA, LSU-rRNA); ribosome biogenesis.
CUGUAGUUGAAGUCGACCCUCCUUCGAUAGCAUUUUUAUUUAUUUAUUUUAGAGGGAUUUGAGAGGUGCCAUUCUGUAUCAUCCUAACCGAUCCCAGGCCAAACAUAUGGGAAAAAUCUAAAUGAGAAUAAGGUCCGAGGAGACGAAAGCUCUGUUUUCGUAGUACUGCCCUAGACGUUUUGGGAGGCAAGGCUUGCCUGUGCUCCCCGCCAUGGCUCAGCUCCAGACACGCUUCUUCACGGACAACAAGAAAUACGCAGUAGAUGAUGUUCCUUUCUCAAUCCCUGCCAGCUCUGAAAUUGCUGACCUUAGUAACAUCAUCAAUAAAUUGCUGGAGGCCAAAAAUGAGUUCCACAAAUAUGUGGAGUUCGAUUUCCUUAUCAAAGGCCAGUUUCUACGAAUGCCUUUGGCCAAGCACAUGGAAGUGGAAAACAUCUCAUCAGAAGAAGUUGUGGAGCUGGAAUAUGUGGAGAAGUAUACCGCCCCCCAGCCCGAGCAGUGCAUGUUCCAUGAUGACUGGGUCAGCGCCGUCAAAGGGGCAGAGGAAUGGAUUUUGACUGGUUCUUAUGAUAAAACUUCUCGGAUCUGGUCCUUGGAAGGAACAUCAAUAAUGACAAUUGUGGGACAUACAGAUGUUGUAAAAGAUGUGGCCUGGGUGAAAAAAGACAGUUUGUCUUGCUUACUACUGAGUGCCUCUAUGGAUCAGACUAUUCUCCUAUGGGAAUGGAGUGUAGAAAGAAAUAAAGUAAAAGCUCUACACUGCUGUAGAGGUCAUGCUGGAAGUGUGGAUUCUAUAGCAGUUGAUAGCUCUGGAACUAAAUUUUGCAGUGGCUCCUGGGAUAAGAUGCUAAAGAUCUGGUCUGCAGUCCCAACAGAUGAAGAAGAUGAAAUGGAAGAAUCCACAAAUCGACCAAGAAAGAAACAGAAAACAGAGCAGUUAGGACUAACAAGGACUCCCAUAGUGACCCUCUCUGGCCACACAGAAGCAAUUUCCUCAGUACUGUGGUCAGAUGCUGAAGAAAUCUGCAGUGCAUCUUGGGACCACACAAUUAGAGUGUGGGAUGUUGAGUCUGGCAGUCUUAAGUCAACUCUGACAGGUAAUAAAGUGUUUAAUUGUAUUUCCUAUUCUCCACUCUGUAAACGUUUAGCGUCUGGCAGCACAGAUAGACAUAUCAGACUGUGGGAUCCCCGAACUAAAGAUGGUUCUUUGGUGUCACUGUCUCUAACCUCACAUACAGGCUGGGUUACAUCAGUAAAGUGGUCUCCAACACAUGAACAACAGCUGAUUUCAGGCUCUUUAGAUAACAUUGUGAAGCUAUGGGAUACAAGAAGUUGUAAAGCUCCUCUCUAUGAUCUGGCUGCUCAUGAAGACAAAGUUCUUAGUGUAGACUGGACAGACACGGGGCUACUUCUGAGUGGAGGAGCAGAUAAUAAAUUAUAUUCCUACAGAUACUCACCUACCACUUCUCAUGUGGGGGCUUGAAAGUGAAUGAUAGCUUAGUUAUGGAGUCUUCAUAAAUAACAUUGGUACAGAAACCUCACAUUAUUUAUACAGAAAUGGAAAGUAGCCUUUUAAAGCUUACAUAACAUUUUCCUCCUUAUAAUGGUUACCAUCACUGUCUUUGCCUUCUUUGUAUUUAUAAAACAUGACAAAUGGUCUGAAUGUACAAACUCCUGAAAUUAAAUUGAGUUUUACAAUUUCUCUUUAAAGGUAUUAGUUUGAACUAAGAGUAGCUUUUGAAAUACCAUGAAGGAAUAUACUAGAAGUACAGUAAUCAGUUUUCCAGAUUUUUCUGUUGGAGAAAUUUGGAUUUUUCCAUUAGCUAUUUUUUUAAAAGCAUCCAGAAAAGACUGAUAAAAACUAUUAGAGAAAAAAAGUUAGAAAUAAAAUUCCUUUUGGUAAAAUAAUGCUUAAUGAUAAGAUUUUGUAGGCAUUUAGAACAUUAAAAGAUAUUGCCAGUUAAGUCAUUGAAAGCUGGGCAAGGUGGCACACACCUAUAAUCUCAACUACUCAGGAGGCUAAGGCAGGAGGAUUACAAGUUCAAGGAUAGCUUGCACAAUUUAAUGAAAAUCUGUCUCGAAAUAAAAUUUGAACAAGCAUAAAUCAGCCUUCAGAACCAUACACACAAAAUUUCAUUUAGCUAUUCUAAAUGAAAUACAUCAUAUUAAAGAUCAAUCAGGUCUUUUAGAAAAUGUAUACAGAUUUCAUGAUAACUAGGAAUUUCCUUUCUCACUAACUGAUCCUCAUAUAUGUUAAAAAUAAAUUCUUUAGACAAAGCCUGUCAGUAUUAAAUAGCCUAUAAAUUUCUUAACAUUUGUAUUUAUGCAUAUGUUGUAAACAAAAUAUAGUAAUAUCUUUUAAAAUAUGACUUUCAUCUUUAAUGGAUCCAUAUUCCUCAAGCAGAGCUCUUACAUCUUUCUAUGGGAAAUAAGCUUGGCCUUAAUCAUUGUACCAUAUCUCAAACAAUGCUGCUACCACAGAAGUUGGGAAACAUUUAUGAUUGCAGUUGACAACUAAAUUAACAGUGGAUUGAACCAGUUAGAAUUUUAAUUCCCUGGCAUGUAGAAGCCCAGAGGCAGUUCAUGUCUGGGAUAGGGGACUUUUUUUUUUUUUUUUCCUACUACCAUUUUUUUUUCCCCUCCAUUUUUGAGGUAGGGUUUCAGUAUGUAGUUUAGGCUGGCCUUGAAUUUGCAGCGAUACUCCUGUCUCAGCCUCCAGAGUGCUGGGAUUACAGAUGUGUACCACUAUUGCCUGGCUUUUUUCUCUUUUUUAGGGACCCAGGCUCCCUUCAAUCCUAGACUCCCUUCAGUGGUCCUCAUUUUCAUAUAACCAAGAGGUCCUGUUAUCAAUUUCUUAAAAUGUAUUUAAUGUCAAAAAAUGAAUAAAGUAGCUAAAAUUCACAA